ACUGUUAACUGUAAUAUUGGAUGUAAAUAAAAUAAUGGUUCGUUACAGACGUUUAAGUUCGGUUUCGCAUCACAAAUAUUUUUUUGCUUUUUUAAAUAAAUUACGCCUCCAUGUUUUAUUUUAUUGAUUAUGUAAGCUGGUUUUAAAUGUGUUAAUUCUUAUUUUGCUAUUUCAUUGACGUUUCUUGGUCGGAAUAAUUAGAAUUAUCAAGAAAGUUCUAGAAAUUUAAUACUGUAUAAAUUAGACAUGUGCUAUGGCAAGUUCGUCUAAUGUAUCCAUUGAAGAAAGUGAUGGAGAUACUACCCAUAGUAGUAUUCACCCCAAUCAGAAUGGAUUUAGUUCUUCUGAGCCAGGGGAGCAAGAACUAGCUAUUGAUCGCUUUGGUUUCAUUGGCAGUAAAGGCUCUAAUUUUGGAGUUGCAAUUCCUGUUGAUAUUUUAAGACAACGAGAGUUAAAAUGGCUAGAGAUGUUAGAGAACUGGGAUCUUUUUAUGACUAAAAAGUAUAAGAAAGUAAGGGAACGGUGUCGAAAAGGAAUCCCUCCUGCGUUGCGAGCGAGAGCUUGGCAAUACCUGUCUGGAGCAAAGUUUUUGUUAAACCAUUAUAGACAUAAAUUUACAGAACUUGACGGAUCUGAAGGUGACCCUAGGUGUGUUGAAGACAUUAAAAAAGAUCUUCAUCGUCAGUUUCCAUCUCAUGAAAUUUUUGUUAACUCUCAGGGUCAUGGGCAAGCUGAUCUGUAUCGAAUAUUGAAAGCAUACUCAUUAUUUAAUCCAUUGGUGGGUUAUUGUCAAGCUCAGGCACCUAUUGCGGCUGCAUUAUUAAUGCAUAUGCCUGCAGAACACGCAUUUUGGUGUUUAGUAGCGAUAUGUGAUAAAUACUUACCUGGUUAUUACAGUCCAGGCUUAGAAGCCAUUCAGAUUGAUGGGGAUAUUUUAUUUGGUUUGCUUAAAAAAGUUGCCCCUUCAAUUCAUAAGCAUUUAAAAAAGCAAAGAAUAGAGCCUAUUCUUUAUAUGACAGAAUGGUUUAUGUGUGCCUUUUCAAGAACAUUACCAUGGUCAACUGUAUUAAGAGUUUGGGACAUGUUUCUUUGUGAAGGAAUCAAAGUAUUAUUCAAAGUUGCUCUUGUCAUUUUAAGAAGUGUGUUCAGCAAAUCUGAAACAUUAAAAAAUUGCCCAUCAAUGUAUGAGACGCUUGAAUGCUUGAGGCAUAUUCCACCAGAAUAUCUACAAGAAGAUUAUCUCAUCGACCAGGUUUUGAAAUUGAACAUUAGUGAGCAUGAUAUGGAAAAAGAACAUCAGAAACAAGUUGCAAAAAGAAGGGCUCUUAAAGAACAACAGAUGGUACAAGACCGUAUAAAUGGUGUAAAGAAAAAAGUCAACUAAAACUAUUUCAGGCAUAGACUAUAUACCGUUUCCACUUAAGCCCAUGUAAAUACCAAUUCUUGCUUUAAGCAUAAUGAUGCAAAUGCAUUUGUUUCUUAUUCUUAAUGGCAAGUGUAUAUUUGUAUUGCACAUUUUAGGUGCCUCUAGCUAUUUUCUAUGUCUAUUUAUUUUAAAGUUUGUUUUGGAUAUUUGCAAUUCAUUUAAUAUUUUAUAAAUUAAAGUUGUUAUCUGUAGGCGUGAAUAUAUUUUUAUUAGCUAUUAAUCUAGUCCCAAGUAGAAAACAACAUGCUAUUUUUUAAAUUUUCGUUGAUAUUUUAUCUUUAAAACUGCUGUGUACUUUGAGGUACUUUUUUUUAGCUAAAACAAUUUUAUGUCAUGUGAUAUAAUAAACAGGGAAUAUAUUUCACUUGUUUGUCCCACUGAAUUUUCUUUUUAAAUUGUUAUUUUUAUUUGAUGAAAGAAUUUAUUUGUUUAAUGAAAUAAUCUGUUUGUUUAUCUGUUAAACCAAGUAAUCUUGAAAAAAAAAUAUAUUAAAUUUACUUAUAUAAUACAAAAAAUGGUUUUAAAAGCCUUUGCUCUUCAAGAAUACUAUAAAAUAUGCUGAUUUGAUUAGAAAGGCAUACUUGUUAUAUAUUGAGCAAUUAAGUAUGUUUAAUUUCUAAAAUUAUUUAAUUAAUCGAAAAAUAUUAAAAUUUGUAUUUUUAAGGAAUUUUUAAAAGUAUUUAUAGUUUAAGGAAUUUUUAAAGUUAUGUUUUUAAAAAGGCUUAAUUCAUAACUUAUUCUGUUCUAACUGAAGACAUCUUUCUUAAACCAAAUGUUAUAAUUAGUUUUUAUUUCUUCUUAUAAAGUAUAAAUUUAUUUUAAAUUGUAGUAUAAAUUUUAUAUAAUUUUGUAUAAAAUGUUGUAAUUAAACUAAAAACUAGAUAAAUUUUAUAAAUCUUAUUAACUAAAAUUAUUUCUUACAAAUUUACCUCAUAUUUACUUCAAUAGAUGUUCCAAAAAAAUUAACUUUUUCUUGAAAAUAUUAAUGUGGUAUUUCUGUAAAUAAAAUUUAAGUAUGUAAUGCUUGCUCAUCAAGUUUUUAAAAUUUGAUAUAGUUUAAAUAAUUCUCUUUUUUGCUUUUGUUAAAAAAAUUUAUUAUUAUUUAUUUAUUUAAUUUUUUUAGAAACAGAGAGGUGAUUUCACUAAAUAAAUUUCACAAAUUAAGCAUUCGUUUUCUUCAUUUUGUUUGUUUACUUUUGUAUUUUUUUUUUUGUUCUGAAACAUACACAGACCAUAUCUUGAUGACCAAUUAUCUCAGGUAGUGUAUGUGUCAUUUUUCAAGUAAUGUAUGUGUUUUACUAGUAAUUUUCUUUUUUAAUAUCUCCAUUUUUUCAUUACUUUUAUAAUAAUUACAAAUUGAUGAAAAAGAUUAAAAAAACAAGUGUUAUUAUUCUUCAUGUUAUUGCUUUAAGGGCGUAUAUUAAAGUAUUAUUUUUACAUCAUCAUGUGGGCUUUUGAUUGCAUCUCACUCAUUUUCAUUAUUAAAAAUUUUUUUUAUCACCUCAAUUGAAAUCCACAUUUUUUUUCCUUUCUUUUUAGUUUUAGAAUCUCUGUUUUUUUUAUUAUUGAAAUAUGUUUUUAAUUUUUUUUUCUUUAGAAAUGGUAUUGAGAAUAUUCAAUCAUGAUAUUCUACAAGUUUUUAUUUGUAUUAUUACAAGUAUUAGUAUUACUUUCUUAAAACAUCUCUUCUAUGUUUUGGUACAUUGCUAAAUAAAACAUUUGUGUUCGUGUUUUUAUCCAGUGUUUUAUUAUUAUAUUUUUCUCUAAUUUAUUGACAGAUUGAUUGGCAGCUCAUACUGUAGAUUUAGACUAUAAAAUGCUUUCAUUUACCUGUGAAUGAUUAUUUGCUCUAAGGUUCCCUGUUAUGCAGUAUAAGUGCCUAGAUAUAUUUUGUGAAAUGGUGUUAAAAUAUUUAGUAUAGCAAUAAGUGUAUUUUUGAUAAGCUUGAUGAUUCCAUCUUGUAGUUAUAAAUGAUUUAUUUUAUAAAAUAGAGUUUUCAGUCAGUUUUGGGGUUGCAUUUCGAUUUUUGGAAAUAUAAAUAAAUAUAUAUUUUAAUUUAUAAUAUAUUUUACUGAAAAUUUACUGACUGUUGAUCAAUUCCCGCUCAAAAAUUAUUUAACACAUGUUAAUGUUUGUUUUAUAAAAAUUCCUAGUUAUUAAACGAGUUUAUGUACUCCAUCUGGUUAAAACUAUAUAUAUAUAUAUAUGUAUAUUCAUUGUAAAAAAAUGACUUUUUUUAAAUUAAAAUUAUUAUUUAUGUUUCAAGGUUUUGACAAACUUUUCUGUAAUUUUAUUUAAAGAAUUUUUGGAAAAGUUAAAUAGUUACUCAAGUUGAUAUCUCAAAAUUUACCCUAUAAAACAUCAAAAAUUAAGUUGAAUUGCUUGCAAAUAAAUAUAGCAGUUAUAAAAACAUGCUUUUUAAAAUUUUUGAAUCACUAGAAAAGCCAUAAAAUCAUCAAAUGUUGCAUUUUACUAAAUAUAUAAAUUCUAUUCUUUAAAAGAUUAUAUAUAUAUAAAUAUAAUCAUCAAAAAAUAUAGAUUUUAUAAAAUAAAAUAAAAAAAAGAUGGCUAAAUAUUUAAAAAAAAAGUUUUUUUUUCUGUUUAUAAUAUUAGUGUCCUUUUAAAUAUUAAUUAUUUAAAACUAAAGGAGAAGUUGCGAAAUGGUUCUCCUUUAGAUAAUUUGUUUUAACAACAUAACAUAAAAUUUUAUAGUUAUUAAAACAGGAACAUUAACUUAGUCAUUAACUGCUGAUCUGCCGAGUAGUGUAACAAUUUUUUGAAAGAAAACUUUUUUUCUUCCUUGUCAGACAUAUUGCUGAUUCAUGUGUACAGUGAGUGGUAACAACUUUUAAAAAAAAAUAUUAUAUUUUCUAUGUGGAGCUUCAGUUACACCAGGUUUGCUUUUUUUUGUAAAGAAGUAGUUACAGUGUUAGUAUUUCUAAGCUCACUGUCUUAACCUGAUUGGCACAUUGUGAGUUAAGCAAUUUUAUUUUGCAUAGGAAAUUUGAUAACAUAAAAUAAAUUUUCCUGUAAGCUGUGAGUAUAGUAUUUGUAUUUUAUAAGUUUGUCAUAGAAGAAAAAUUAUAAACAAUUUAAAAAUAAAAUCAUUAAAUUAAAGCAUAGUGUUUUUAGUAUGUUUAAAAUAUUCCUGUUCAUUUAUUCUGUUGGCUUACUGCAAGAGUUACGAAUAUCAGAUAUUUGCUAACUAAAUUUUAAAAUUCUUUUGUAUUUGUUAUUUUUGUAUUCAUGACUUUCCUGAUAAAAAUCUAUGAAAGUUUUAGCUGUGGUAAAACAUAUGUUUUACAAUUGAUAAAUCUCAACUUUUGUUUUUGAUGAAUUUUAUUAAAAAUAACGUUUGACGUUGAAGAGCAUUUUUUAAUAAAAUUUUCCAUCAGCAGUUAUUGUAAUAAAUCAAAUUAUUGCAUAUAAUGAUGCGAGAAUGUUACAUUUUUUUCCUAUUCUCAGUAUUGUUUUUAGUAUGUAUGCAGUGUAUGUACAAAUUUACACUGGCUUGUUAAUUAGUUGUUAGUGAGUUGGCUUUCUUUAAAAAUAUAAUCUCCCGGUUAAUGCAUACUACUCUGUGAAUUAAGUGGAUGCUUAAGUAUCCUAUGAAGUAUUAUGAGUGCUGUUCCUUAUUUUGUUGAAUUGUUAUGACUGUACAUAUCAAACAAAUAAAACUUGCCAUCCUUA
Molecule: messenger RNA, 5116 nt
Organism: Parasteatoda tepidariorum (common house spider)
Lineage: Eukaryota; Metazoa; Arthropoda; Arachnida; Araneae; Theridiidae
Product: TBC1 domain family member 10A
Biological process (GO): regulation of GTPase activity
Molecular function (GO): GTPase activator activity; small GTPase binding
Source: RefSeq, a predicted model, not a curated record